AUGGAAAGUUCAUGUGAUGAUAUGUUUGCAGCAAUGAGUAUUUCUCAGGAGGUGCCAAACGAUUUGGUUGUGGAUGAAGUAUCUUAUGAAGUGAAGAAUGUUUGUGAUUUGAUGAAUGCUGUGUUUUUCGAAGCGGUUGUUUGUGAAAUUCGGAGAUUAUUGAAGGAGAAAUGUCCAGGCUGCGAAGUCGAUCAUCCGAGUCAGAGGAGACGCCGUAGGUUCGAUUCCUACCAGAGGACCUUGUGCAGCAUUUUUCGCAGUCGUUCCUGGUUAGGUCUUAAAAUGUAUAUAUUCUCACUUGGAUUACAAACCCUAACAUCCUAAUAUUAUGUUGUCAGACGGGGAGGGAUGGUUACUGCAUGGUUUGGAGGCAGUGGAGCGUGUGAUUGAACGUGGAAUUGUGAAGAAACAGUUUCUUGAAGCUAUUCGAGUGAUGAAAUUGGAAUAUUACGGGCGUGCGAAAGAACAUUAUGCGAACUUGAUAAAAGAUCGUGAAGUAACACUUGAUUUUUUGGGGGAUUUGAGAGGAAGUUUUUCUGAUUAUGAACCCAUUUUGAGCUACCUAAUGUAUUGGAGCGAAGAACAUUGUGCAUAA
This is a messenger RNA of Paramuricea clavata, 595 nucleotides long. NCBI's taxonomy places the organism in Eukaryota, Metazoa, Cnidaria, Anthozoa, Malacalcyonacea, Plexauridae. The record is from the annotation of a GenBank genome assembly.